Molecule: messenger RNA, 5895 nt
Organism: Phyllostomus hastatus (greater spear-nosed bat)
Lineage: Eukaryota; Metazoa; Chordata; Mammalia; Chiroptera; Phyllostomidae
Gene: SORCS1
Product: sortilin related VPS10 domain containing receptor 1
Exons: 26
Coding region: 18-3524 (1168 amino acids)
Biological process (GO): post-Golgi vesicle-mediated transport
Cellular component (GO): membrane; Golgi apparatus
Molecular function (GO): protein binding
Source: RefSeq, a predicted model, not a curated record
CUGCUCUCCGCUCCGCGAUGGGAAAAGUUGGUGCCGGCGGCGGCUCCCCAGCCGGGCUGAGCGCGCUCUUCGCCGGCGCGGGGCUCCUGCUCUUCUGCGCCCCGGGCGCCUGCGGCGGCGGCUCCUGCUGCCCCCACCUGCACCCCAGCUCCGGCCCACGCUGGGCUCCGACCCCAGGAGCUUUUUUUCACCAGGGACCGCGAGGCAAGCCUCCUGCCACGCCCCCGCCCCUCCUGGGUCGCCCACUGUUCGCAGUGGCCCCCGGAGACCGAGCGCUGCCCCUGGAGCGGGCCCGGGGCACCGGGGCAUCCGUGGCGGUUGCUGCACGCUCUGGCCGGAGGAAACGGAGUGGAGCGGAUCCGGAGAAGGCAGAACAAGGAGAGGGCUCCAGUAGAAGCCCCCGGGGAGUGCUCAGGGACGGAGGGCUGCCGCAGCCUGGGACUCAGGAGCGGGACCCCGACAAAGCCACUCGCUUCCGGAUGGAGGAGCUGAAACUGACCAGCACCACGUUCGCGCUGACGGGCGACUCAGCACACAACCAAGCUAUGGUCCACUGGUCCGGCCACAACAGCAGCGUGAUUCUCAUUUUGACGAAGCUCUACGACUAUAACCUGGGGAGCAUCACUGAGAGCUCACUUUGGAGGUCCACCGAUUAUGGGACAACCUAUGAGAAGCUGAAUGAUAAAGUUGGGUUGAAAACAAUUUUAAGCUACCUCUACGUGUGUCCCACCAACAAACGUAAGAUUAUGUUACUCACGGACCCUGAGAUCGAGAGCAGUUUGUUGAUCAGCUCAGAUGAAGGAGCGACCUAUCAGAAGUACCGGCUGAAUUUCUACAUCCAGAGCUUGCUUUUCCACCCCAAGCAGGAGGACUGGAUUCUGGCAUACAGCCAAGACCAAAAGUUAUACAGCUCUGCUGAAUUUGGGAGAAGGUGGCAGCUUAUCCAGGAAGGGGUUGUACCAAACAGGUUCUAUUGGUCUAUGAUGGGAUCAAACAAGGAGCCGGAUCUCGUGCAUCUCGAGGCCAGAACGGUGGACGGUCAUUCACAAUACCUGACUUGCCGAAUGCAGAACUGCACGGAAGCCAACAGAAAUAAGCCUUUCCCAGGCUACAUCGACCCAGACUCCUUGAUUGUCCAGGAUGAUUAUGUGUUUGUUCAGCUGACGUCGGGAGGACGGCCGCACUACUACGUGUCCUACAGAAGGAAUGCCUUUGCCCAGAUGAAGCUACCCAAGUAUGCCCUGCCCAAGGACAUGCACGUCAUCAGCACAGAUGAGAACCAGGUGUUUGCGGCGGUCCAAGAAUGGAACCAGAACGACACCUACAAUCUCUACAUCUCAGACACCCGGGGUGUCUACUUCACCCUGGCCUUGGAGAAUGUCCAGAGCAGCAGAGGCCCUGAGGGCAAUGUCAUGAUCGACCUCUAUGAGGUAGCAGGGAUAAAGGGAAUGUUCUUGGCUAACAAGAAGAUUGACAACCAAGUGAAGACAUUCAUCACGUAUAACAAGGGCCGAGACUGGCGUUUGCUGCAGGCGCCAGACACGGAUUUGAGAGGAGAUCCUGUGCACUGCUUACUGCCAUAUUGCUCACUACACCUUCACCUGAAGGUCUCUGAGAACCCCUACACAUCAGGGAUCAUUGCCAGCCGAGAUACAGCCCCCAGCAUCAUAGUGGCAUCAGGGAACAUAGGUUCUGAAUUGUCCGACAGCGACAUCAGCAUGUUUGUCUCUUCAGACGCAGGGAACACUUGGAGGCAGAUCUUUGAAGAAGAGCACAGUGUGCUGUAUCUGGAUCAAGGCGGAGUCCUGGUUGCUAUGAAGCACACAUCUCUCCCGAUCCGGCAUCUCUGGUUGAGUUUUGAUGAAGGGAGAUCUUGGAGCAAAUACAGUUUCACAUCUAUCCCACUUUUUGUGGAUGGGGUUCUGGGUGAGCCUGGGGAAGAGACUCUAAUCAUGACAGUGUUCGGACACUUCAGCCACCGCUCUGAAUGGCAGCUGGUGAAAGUGGACUACAAGUCCAUUUUCGAUAGGCGGUGUGCGGAGGAGGACUACAGACCUUGGCAGCUGCACAGCCAGGGGGAAGCAUGCAUCAUGGGAGCAAAAAGGAUAUACAAGAAGCGAAAAUCAGAGCGGAAAUGUAUGCAAGGAAAGUAUGCAGGAGCCAUGGAAUCGGAGCCCUGUGUCUGCACAGAGGCCGACUUUGACUGUGACUAUGGUUAUGAGCGACACAGCAAUGGCCAGUGCCUGCCAGCAUUUUGGUUCAAUCCAUCUUCUCUGUCGAAAGACUGCAGCUUGGGACAGAGUUACCUCAACAGUACUGGGUACAGGAAGGUGGUUUCCAAUAACUGCACUGACGGAGUGAGAGAACAGUACACUGCCAAACCCCAGAAGUGUCCGGGGAAGGCCCCGCGGGGGCUCCGGAUCGUCACUGCUGACGGAAAGUUGACAGCGGAACAAGGGCACAAUGUCACUCUCAUGGUGCAACUGGAGGAGGGCGACGUGCAGAGGACAUUCAUCCAAGUGGACUUCGGUGACGGCAUUGCCGUGUCUUACGUCAACCUCAGCUCCAUGGAAGAUGGGAUCAAACACGUCUACCACAAUGUGGGCAUUUUCCGAGUGACCGUGCAGGUGGACAACAGUCUCGGGUCUGACAGCGCCGUCCUGUACUUACAUGUAACUUGUCCCCUGGAGCAUGUGCACCUGUCCCUCCCCUUUGUCACCACAAAGAACAAAGAGGUCAACGCGACUGCAGUGCUGUGGCCCAGCCAAGUGGGCACCCUCACCUAUGUGUGGUGGUACGGAAACAACACGGAGCCCUUGAUCACCUUGGAGGGAAGCAUAUCAUUCAAGUUUACUUCCGAAGGGAUGAACACCAUCACGGUGCAGGUCUCAGCGGGGAACGCCAUCCUGCAAGACACCAAGACCAUUGCGGUGUAUGAGGAAUUUCGAUCUCUUCGCCUGUCCUUUUCUCCAAACCUGGACGACUACAACCCGGACAUCCCCGAGUGGAGGAGGGACAUCAGCCGCGUCAUCAAAAAGUCCCUGGUGGAAGCCACUGGGGUCCCGGGCCCCCACAUCUUGGUGGCGGUGCUCCCUGGCUUGCCCACGGCUGCUGAGCUCUUUGUCUUGCCGUAUCAGGACCCAGCAGGAGAACACAAAAGGUCAGCUGAGGAUCUGGAGCAGAUAUCGGAACUGCUGAUCCACAAGCUCAACCAGAACGCAGUGCACUUCGAGCUGAAACCCGGGAUCCAGGUGCUUGUCCACGCAGCCCACUUAACAGCAGCCCCACUGGUGGACCUCACUCCGACCCACAGUGGAUCCGCCAUGCUGAUGCUGCUCUCCGUGGUGUUUGUGGGGCUGGCCGUGUUCGUCAUCUACAAGUUUAAGAGGAGAGUAGCUUUACCCUCCCCUCCCUCCCCUUCUACUCAACCUGGUGACUCAACUCUCCGAUUGCAAAGAGCAAGACAAGCCACUCCGCCUUCAACGCCAAAGCGGGGAUCUGCUGGGGCACAAUUUGCAAUUUAAGGAAAACCCCCAAAGGCCACAGGCGACCAGCUGAUCAGGAAAGAAUUUCGCUCUUGUCAAGUGCAUCAUGCUUCAUGACCACUAACUUUAUGUUUUCUUUCUUUCCUCUGUUGUUCUGUUUCCUAUUUUGCCAGGAAGUAUUUCCAUAGUUGCUGAGAAUCAAAGCACAAAAGAAAUCCCUACCUAUGUAAAUGUUUGAAUGGAGGACGCCAGUAAAAACAAAAAUAAACAAACAAAAAAACAAAAUAAAAACAAUCAAAAUCCAAACAAACAAACAAACACGCACUGCAUCGGGACUUUUUAAUUCUUCAGACACAGACAACAAGGGUUUUUAGCUUUAAGCCUGUGCAUGUGGACUGUACCUUGAGACCAUGCUCCGAGGGGCAGUGUACAGGUGCUCUAUUUUAAUGGAAAAACACUCCCCUCCCCCUCCCUUCGCUCUCUUUUUCUGAUCGGUCGUGUUUGUAGAAACUUCCUAACAUAUUUAGGCCAAGGAAAUCUGCAUGUAUUUUUGGAAAUAUUCUUGGCUCUAGAUUUAACAGCGAUUUUAGCUCUCCCGGCUGAUGGGUGGGGUAGCCACCCCAGCCCCUUUCCCAAGACACAAAGACAUGCACAGGAGUUUGAAACCCUGAGCUGUUUCUCUGUUCCAUCUUCCUUAUUGCCAUUUCCGCUUCCAAGUUAUCUGGUAGCUCUGUGGGCCCCAAGGCUGCUUUCUGCAUUCGGUGUGGCCACAGGGGUAAAGACAGGAGUUGAAGCUCCAUGCUCGCAGGCAGAGUAGGGAAGGAAGGAAGGCAGGCAGGCAGGCAGGGAAAGCGUGCCAGAAGCGAACCUGUGUUCUCCGUUCACCCAGUCCAGUCACGACUGCUUCCUUUGCAGCUUUCUCUACUCCUUGCCCGGUUUAGAUGGAAAACAGAAUCCCAGUUACCCAUUGACUGGCCUUUCCAUUUGUUUGCUCUCCAUUUGUGGUCAUGAUCUGUUGAUGACCUUGUAUCUCUUCCUUCCAGUCCCCAAGUUACCCCUCAUCUGCACCUACCUUGUCUUCCCAAACACAUUGCUAAGAUUCUGGACACAUUAGCCCUGAUGUUCCCUAAAUAGUGGCCUCUUCUCUGCCAACCCUGCCUCCACCACCUGCAAGUUUCUGGUCUGUCAGUCUUGUACACUCCCAGGCAUGCCAGCUUCCUCACUCACUGGUCCAGCUGCACCCUGCCCUGCAGGGUUCAGCUUCAUGUGCCCUCUGACUCCUCCUGUAGUACCUGCCUCUUCCAAUAUCCUUGUCCUCUCCCCCCUGGAAACAUAUCAUGUGUGUGUGAAAGAGUCGGUUUGUACGCAAAGCAACUCAAACCUGGCCAUGUACAUUGGAAAAGAAAGCAUUCAGAUGAAUGGUGGUAUCCUCACACCAUCACAAACAUCUUAUGCAGGCCGAUUUUAGAAGAUUCCUGUGAAGUGUUUUGAACUUGUUACUGUAUGGCAGGGCAAUUUCCUUCUGUGAUGGUUGCUGUACUCAGUAUUUCCUCUCUCACAGUAGAGUGAGAAUAUUUGUAAAAUAAAACUGUUUUAACUGGAAGAAGAAGCAGGUUAAUGGAUUUAAUGUUCAAGAGUGUCAAAAAGUCUAAAAGCAGACGGAGGUCUUGUCUUACAUUAGGAUGAGAUUUUGAUGAUGCAGAAUCACCCCAGACACCUCACCUGCGUGCUCUCUGAUCUCUGGUGCCGUAAUAUCCACUAAGACAAAAUCAGUAGCAUAAAGGAGAGGAGUUAGCUCACUAACUAAAGUGAAUUGGCUCACAGCAUGAAGAAAUUCCAGUUUUCCCAGGGCAAUUGGAAAAGAAGGCCCAGAGAAAGAAGGUAACAAACGUAUGUCCAGCAGAGGGUAUAGGAGUAUUCUGGGUUGGGCAAACCCACUCUAAAAUAGAGAAGAAAGCUGUUUUGAAAAACAGUUUUGAUCACUCAGAGAGCACAGCCUCUUUCUUGGUCAUGUCCCCCAGCCAACAGCAGGAUGUAAGAGGGCCCUGGUGAUAUAACAGGACCCAGGGUGUCCCAAAGACCCUGAUGGUCCCUGCCCUUGUGUAGCCCAAGCAGAGGAAGACUAGUGAGGCUGACGUGAAAAGUUAAUCAAGCAGAAGAUGUUAUGGUUGAAGAUGCCCAGAAUGAGUUCUGGGAAAUGGAUUGAUGCCUGAGUGGCCAUCUAUUUGUAGAACUCAAUUGAUCCCCGACCUGCCAGGCUUCCUAUCCCAUAGGAGACAUCCUCAUUGAUCCUCUUCAGUUGGAGCCUCCCAAAUUUAAUCUGGAAGACAAAAUGUCUGGGAACCAAAAGAGGCUCACUCGAAACAGCACAGGAAAGUCCUCAGAGUUGCAGUUCACAUCAUUUUAAUUG